UUCACGGGAUAUUCAAAACCGCGUUUACAGAAUCACAGGUUCAAAACCAAACAGACCCUAAAGUAAUUCAAACCUCAUAGAAAAUCCGAUCCCAGCAGCUAAUUUCCGACGAUCUCAGCUCCGGCGCCGCCCAUCUCCGGCGGACCGUUAUUAGCAUCACGGCUUAACCUCAUGGCAACAGAAACCAGCUCAGCUUCUUCCAAUGGCGCAAACAUUAGAGGCGUUCCCACUCAUGGCGGCCGCUACGUUCGCUAUAAUCUUUACGGCAACUUAUUCGAAGUCUCGAGUAAAUAUGUUCCCCCCAUUCGCCCCAUCGGUCGCGGCGCUUAUGGCCUUGUCUGUGCGGCGGUGAAUUCAGAAACCCGAGAGGAAGUGGCUAUUAAGAAAAUUGGCAAUGCCUUUGAUAAUAGAAUUGAUGCUAAGAGGACUUUGAGGGAAAUUAAGUUACUGAGGCACAUGGAUCACGAAAAUAUUGUUGCAAUUAAGGAUAUCAUAAGGCCGCCAAAGAAAGAGGCUUUUAAUGAUGUGUAUAUUGUUUAUGAGUUGAUGGAUACUGACCUUCAUCAAAUCAUUCGUUCUGAUCAGCCUUUAACAAAUGAUCACUGUCAGUACUUUAUGUACCAGCUCUUAAGAGGACUGAAGUAUGUGCACUCUGCAAAUGUUUUGCAUCGUGACCUGAAGCCCAGCAAUUUGCUUCUUAAUGCAAAUUGUGACCUAAAGAUAGGAGACUUUGGUUUGGCAAGGACAACAUCAGAAACAGAUUUCAUGACUGAGUAUGUUGUCACUCGCUGGUACCGAGCACCUGAACUGCUCCUUAACUGUUCUGAAUACACUGCUGCAAUUGAUGUUUGGUCUGUUGGGUGUAUUCUUGGUGAAAUAAUGACCAGAGAACCUUUAUUCCCUGGCAAAGAUUAUGUUCAUCAGCUGAGACUUAUCACUGAGCUCUUAGGAUCACCUGAUGAUGCCAGCCUUAGAUUUCUGCGAAGCGAUAACGCACGAAGAUAUGUCAAACAGCUUCCCCAGUACCCUAGGCAACAAUUUAAAGCAAGAUUUCCAAAUAUGUCUCCUUUGGCUAUUGAUUUGCUAGAAAAAAUGCUUGUGUUUGAUCCCAAUAGAAGAAUUACAGUUGAUGAAGCACUCAGUCAUCCGUUUUUGUCAUCUCUUCAUGAUAUCAACGAUGAGCCAAUCUGCCCUAGGCCCUUCUGGUUUGAUUUUGAGGAGCCUUCAUUCAAUGAAGAAAACAUCAAGGAACUGAUCUGGAAGGAGUCCGUUAAAUUUUAUCCAAAUCCAGUGGAAUAGCAUAAAUACUGAGAACUCGCUUUGUUCAAUUCUCGAGUACAAGAUUUGUGACAAUUGCUCGGGGAACAUAUAUUAGCUUUUCCGUGGUCGCUGGCUAGAUCAUGAGAGGACUCGUUAUGCGAACCUGAUAUCCCGGCUGGAAGCUAGUAUAGCCUGAUAUUGCAGCUGGAAGCUAGUCCAAGAUAUGGUGAAGUUGGUAGUAGUUCCCAUUGUUUUGAUGUUACUAUGUCGGCCUUUGUAUUUCCUCGUAUAUACAGACAAUAAUGUUGCAAUGAAUCUAUAUUUAUGUAAAAGCAACAACAUUUCUUGUUGCCAAACUGUGACACUCUUUUAGACAGGUUGGAAAAAAAUCGAGAUUGUGUUGUUUCCA
Molecule: messenger RNA, 1669 nt
Organism: Ipomoea nil (Japanese morning glory)
Lineage: Eukaryota; Viridiplantae; Streptophyta; Magnoliopsida; Solanales; Convolvulaceae
Product: mitogen-activated protein kinase homolog MMK2-like
Exons: 7
Coding region: 172-1299 (375 amino acids)
Biological process (GO): intracellular signal transduction; protein phosphorylation
Cellular component (GO): cytoplasm; nucleus
Molecular function (GO): ATP binding; MAP kinase activity
Source: RefSeq, a predicted model, not a curated record